CUUUUAUUAUGAAAUACGUGAUGAAAUCUUUCAACAGGAAAAUCCUGUCACCGGCAUACACGUUUCUCUGCUACCACUGAAGCAGCAGACAUCAUGGGAGAGCAGAGUCCUCAUGAGAAGUUCAAGCUCAUCACCAGGAACCUUCAGGAGGUUCUUGGUGAGGAGAGGUUGAAGGAGAUCCUGAAGGAGAGGGAACUGAAGAUCUACUGGGGAACAGCAACCACCGGCAAACCCCAUGUGGCCUACUUUGUCCCCAUGUCAAAGAUCGCUGACUUCCUGAAGGCCGGCUGCGAGGUGACCAUCCUCUUUGCCGAUCUCCAUGCCUAUCUGGACAACAUGAAGGCUCCCUGGGAGCUGCUGGAGCUCAGGGUGCAGUAUUAUGAGCAGGUCAUUAAGGCCAUGUUGGAAAGCAUUGGAGUUCCCCUUGACAAACUCAAAUUUGUCAAAGGCACAAAUUUUCAGCUCAGCAGAGAGUACACUCUGGAUGUUUACCGACUGUCAUCCAUGGUCACUGAACAUGAUGCCAAGAAAGCAGGUGCUGAGGUGGUCAAACAGGUUGAGCAUCCUCUUCUGAGUGGCCUGCUGUAUCCUGGACUACAGGCACUGGAUGAGGAAUACUUAAAAGUAGAUGCUCAGUUCGGUGGUGUGGACCAAAGAAAGAUCUUCACAUUAGCAGAGAAGUAUCUGCCCUCUCUUGGGUACACCAAACGUAUCCACAUGAUGAACCCAAUGGUGCCUGGACUGACGGGGGGCAAGAUGAGCUCCUCUGAGGAGGAAUCCAAGAUUGACCUGCUGGAUAAGAACCAAGAGGUGAAGAAGAAGUUAAAGAAAGCCUUCUGUGAGCCUGGAAAUGUGGAGAAUAAUGGUGUUCUGUCCUUUGUCAAACAUGUGCUUUUCCCUCUGCACUCAGAGUUUGUGAUCAAAAGAGAUCCAAAGUGGGGAGGCAACAAAGUCUACACAGACUAUGAGGAAGUUGAGAAGGACUUUGCUGCAGAGCAAAUCCAUCCUGGUGACUUGAAGGCUUCAGUAGAGUUGGCUCUUAACAAACUGUUGGACCCCAUCAGAAAGAAGUUUGAGACCCCAGAGUUGAAGAAACUGACAGCAUCAGCUUACCCAGAUCCCUCCAAAAACAAAGGAGGAGUGAAGGGAAACCCUAAACAAACCGUAGAUGAAGAGGAGGUCAUCCCAUCUAGAUUGGACAUCAGAGUUGGCAAAAUCAUCAGUGUAGAAAAGCAUCCAGAUGCAGACUCACUGUAUUUAGAGAAGAUUGAUGUGGGUGAGGAACAGCCACGGACUGUAGUGAGUGGACUGGUGGCCUACCUCUCGCAGGAGCAGCUUCAGGAUCGUCUUGUUGUGUUGUUAUGCAACCUAAAGCCCCAGAAGAUGAGGGGGAUUGAAUCUCAAGCCAUGCUGCUCUGUGCUUCAAUUGAGGGAGAGCCCAGGAAAGUGGAGCCUUUGGAUCCACCAGAAGGAUCAGCACCUGGAGACCGUGUUUAUGUAGAAGGAUAUGAAUCAGGCAAACCAGAUGAUGAAUUGAAACCAAAGAAAAAGGUUUUUGAAAAGUUGCAGGUGGAUCUGAAGAUCUCAGGCGAGUGUGUUGCACAAUGGAAAGUGCAAAAUCUGAUGACCAAACUAGGACAGAUCACCUGUAAAACACUGAAGGGUGGAAAUAUUAGCUAGUUGUAUUCACCAUUUCUUUCAAAAUCCUCAAAGCUAGAGUUUCCAUGAUAGCCCCCUAUCCCUGUGUCUAAUUGGCUUAUAAUGCCAUUAUUUAAUUUCAGUUGUCCCAUUCAGCCAUAUCAACCUGUGAAUAAUCUAAUAGCACAUGAUUACUGCAACAAAAUACAUAUGGGUAUCGUCUGUGCUUUACAUUGCAUGUAUUGCCAUCCAGGAUGUUUUACACAAAGUACUGCAGUAAAUAAUGUCAUGCUCAUUUGUUUGAAUGACAAAUGAAAACUCUUGGAGGAGUUCAUCAGUUAUCCUUAAACUCAGGUCCUCCUGUUAUGCCAUGUCUGGAACUAGAGCAUUGCUUACAAUGAUCAUUCUCCAGUCUGACAAUGUUCAAAGUUUUUAAUCAUCCGUGGAAACGGUUCAGACAUGGACAGUCCAUGUACUCCAUAAACUGUUGUGGAUACAUAUUUUAGCAUUAGUUAGGUUACUUCACAGAGAAACAUAUGGAAAUAUGGAAUUUCAUCUAAUAAAAUAUUCAGAUCUCAUCUGAUGUUAGUCAAAUUCAUUGAAAUAAACAACAAUGAUUCAUAACCAUUUCCUAUAUGUCUUGAUGGAAAUGCUUUUGAAAGUACCUUUACGGUUUGAUCUGCUGAAAAGAGAUAUUUAAAUAUACGAACCUGACAAAUGUUUGGGAGCCUAUUUUAAAACCUCACCAUAUGAGCAAUAAAAUGUAAUGCUUGAUUAAAGAUUAUGGAAACUAUAA
Molecule: messenger RNA, 2434 nt
Organism: Onychostoma macrolepis
Lineage: Eukaryota; Metazoa; Chordata; Actinopteri; Cypriniformes; Cyprinidae
Gene: yars1
Product: tyrosyl-tRNA synthetase 1
Exons: 14
Coding region: 94-1680 (528 amino acids)
Biological process (GO): tyrosyl-tRNA aminoacylation
Molecular function (GO): tyrosine-tRNA ligase activity; ATP binding; tRNA binding
Source: RefSeq, a predicted model, not a curated record